CUCCCGGGGCGGGAGUAGGUGUGCGGGGGCUGCUGGGUGAGGAGUCGUGCGGUGGGUUGUGCUUCCGGGUCGCGGGGAACUGGGCCACGAUGCUGAUCAAAGUAAAGACACUGACUGGGAAAGAGAUUGAGAUUGACAUUGAGCCCACAGACAAGGUGGAGCGGAUAAAGGAGCGGGUGGAAGAGAAGGAGGGCAUCCCACCGCAGCAGCAGCGCCUCAUCUACAGUGGCAAACAGAUGAACGACGAGAAGACGGCCGCCGACUACAAGAUCCAGGGGGGAUCCGUGCUGCACCUGGUGCUGGCCCUGCGUGGUGGGGGGCUGCGAUGAUGGGGUCCCCUCCUGUCUCCCCAAAAGCACUGACACCCCCCUCCCCCCACUCCUGCUAGACUGGCCAUGCCUUGCCCCCUCCCCUACAUAUCCCACGGACUCUUACUGAGGACACUGGCUCCAUGGUUGGGAGCCUCACUCCUGCCCUUGGUGGGUGGGGGGGUGGGCAUUUGGAUGUAAGCCAGGCCCUUCCCCAGCCCCCAUGCUCCAUCACUCAGCCCCCUCCCCCACUUCCUGUCUCCCUCAAUGUGUUUGAAUAAAGGUGUCUGCGUGGC
This is a messenger RNA of Alligator mississippiensis (American alligator), 604 nucleotides long. It is a transcript of the gene NEDD8, whose product is annotated as NEDD8 ubiquitin like modifier. NCBI's taxonomy places the organism in Eukaryota, Metazoa, Chordata, Crocodylia, Alligatoridae. Gene Ontology annotation, biological process: modification-dependent protein catabolic process; protein neddylation; regulation of proteolysis. Gene Ontology annotation, cellular component: nucleus; cytoplasm. Gene Ontology annotation, molecular function: protein tag activity; ubiquitin protein ligase binding. Bases 90 to 329 code for a protein of 79 amino acids. The record is from RefSeq and is a predicted model, not a curated record. The transcript is spliced from 4 exons.